AUGAAGUUCACAUUGAUCUUACUCGCCUCAUUCUUUCUUUUGGCGGUCUCUGUUCGUGCCGAAGAAGAACCUACAACUCUUGAAGAAAUUGAUGAUGAAGUCAAAGAUGAAGUUCCAACCGAAGAAGAUGUCGAUAAAGAAAUCGCUAGCUUAGAGAAGGAUGAAUUUCCCCUACGUGAACUCGAAGACGAUGAUGAAAUGUCUGAAGAAGACAAAGCUAGCUGGGGAGGAAGUAGUCGUCGUCGUCGUCGUCGUUGGGCAGGCCGCCGUCGUCGUCGCUGGUCAAGACGCCGUCGUCGCCUUUCUAUUAUCCGUCGUAGUACGUUACGACAACUUCGUCGUCGAUACGUCGUCCGCACCUCCAUCGGUAGUGGAGUAGCUAGACGCCGUCGUCGCCGCUGGUGGGGAAAGAAAAACCAACAUUAG
Trichoplax adhaerens is the source of this 426-nucleotide messenger RNA. RefSeq lists its product as uncharacterized. The transcript is spliced from 2 exons. Gene Ontology annotation, cellular component: extracellular matrix. NCBI's taxonomy places the organism in Eukaryota, Metazoa, Placozoa, Uniplacotomia, Trichoplacea, Trichoplacidae. The coding region runs from base 1 to 426 and encodes 141 amino acids. The record is from RefSeq and is a predicted model, not a curated record. Gene Ontology annotation, biological process: defense response.